Molecule: messenger RNA, 3097 nt
Organism: Adelges cooleyi (spruce gall adelgid)
Lineage: Eukaryota; Metazoa; Arthropoda; Insecta; Hemiptera; Adelgidae
Gene: GluClalpha
Product: glutamate-gated chloride channel
Exons: 11
Coding region: 137-1567 (476 amino acids)
Biological process (GO): nervous system process; regulation of membrane potential; chloride transmembrane transport
Cellular component (GO): membrane; neuron projection; synapse
Molecular function (GO): chloride channel activity; extracellular ligand-gated monoatomic ion channel activity; neurotransmitter receptor activity
Source: RefSeq, a predicted model, not a curated record
UCCCCGGUCGAUACACUCCGGUUGCUCGCCGUUCUGUUGCUCACAUCUCCGCGGCCGACAAACAACGACGGACGCCCGCCGGGCCAUGGGCUGUCUCCUGUUAUAGCACCGCUUCCACUGCAACACUCAAAAAAAUAUGGCAAAUCUUAAAAGGAACCCGUCGAUUUGUUUGGUUAUUCUGUUUGCGCACUUUGCUCAACAUUGCUGUUACAACCGAAAUGCACACAAUUCAAGACUUGACGAUGAUAGCUGUACGUAUUCAGGAAAUUCACACAGGUGCCAACCCAAAGUGGUCAACUACAGGGAAAAAGAAAAAGAGGUCCUCGAUCAGAUUCUGGGUCCAGGUAGUUACGAUGCCAGAAUACGACCAUCUGGAGUAAACGGCACAGAUGGUCCGAUGAUUGUUAAAGUAAAUUUAUUCCUACGCAAUAUCGAGAGAAUUUGUGACAACAAGAUGGAAUAUAGCGUGCAACUGACGUUCCGCGAACAAUGGAUGGACGAGAGACUCAAAUUUAACGACUACAAUGGUAAAAUGAAGUACCUGACUUUGACCGAAACCAGCAGAGUAUGGAUGCCCGAUUUGUUCUUCUCGAACGAAAAGGAAGGUCAUUUCCACAACAUAAUAAUGCCUAACGUGUACAUUAGGAUAUUUCCCAACGGUCUGGUAUUGUACAGUAUAAGAAUAUCUCUCACCCUGUCUUGUCCGAUGAACCUUAAGCUAUAUCCAUUAGAUCGUCAGACGUGCUCACUAAGAAUGGUCAGCUACGGUUGGACAACUGACGAUUUAGUAUUCUUGUGGAAAGAAGGUGAUCCCGUGCAAGUGGUUAAAAAUUUACACUUGCCCAGAUUUACAUUGGAGAAAUUUCUUACAGAUUACUGUAACAGCAAAACUAACACAGGAGAAUACAGUUGUCUGAAGGUCGACUUGCUGUUCAAACGCGAGUUCAGUUACUAUUUAAUCCAGAUCUACAUCCCGUGUUGCAUGUUGGUCAUCGUGUCCUGGGUGUCUUUCUGGCUGGACCAGAGCGCGGUGCCGGCUCGCGUGUCCCUGGGCGUGACCACGCUGCUGACCAUGGCCACGCAGACCUCGGGUAUCAACGCUUCCUUGCCGCCGGUGUCGUACACCAAAGCCAUCGACGUGUGGACCGGCGUGUGCCUGACGUUCGUGUUCGGGGCGCUGCUCGAGUUCGCGCUGGUCAACUACGCGUCCAGGUCGGACACGCACAGGGACGACAUGACCAAAAAGGACCUGGAGCGCACCGUGUCGAUGGACGUGAACGACUACGAAGACGGGCCGAAUUCAUUCAAUAUGGUGAGAUCGAAUAGUACGAAGCCCCUGAUGCGUCCCGAACUGAUGAUGUCCAGAGACAAAAUGAGCCAGAUCAUUCACCAGACCCCGCCGAUGGAGAAAAACUCCUGUUGGAAGUCGUGGAUGUCCAAGUUUCCCACUAGAUCCAAACGCAUUGACGUCAUAUCCCGCAUACUCUUCCCGAUGGUGUUCGCCAUGUUCAACAUGUCCUACUGGUCCACAUACUUGUUUCGCGAGGGCGUAGACGAAGACAAAUAAACACAAACAAAAAAAAAAAAAAAAUACCAGCCAACAUCCAAGUCAAGUUAAUUAUUAAAAUAUUACUAAAGUGUAGUGUGUCUUGUGUACCAACCCCUGUGAUAACGCUAAAGUAAUUUUGUUUUUCGAGUGUCGUCCCCCAUAUCUUUUUUUUUUUUUAUAAUUAUAUCGUCCAAGUACAAUAUUAUAAUAACAACAAAUACGAUGAUGAUUGUAUACAAUAAUGUAUUCUGUAUGGUCGACGUACAAUGUACACUCUCAGAAUUUGUUAAUAAUAAUAAUCAUUUAUAGUUAUUGACCAAAACCACAAUCGUACUCGUAUGUUAAAUACAUUCCGUUUUUUUUUUUUAAGAAAUUCUUCUUCUUCUAUUUUGUACAUGCUAUGCUCAAUAUUUUACCAUCGAACCAACUAAAAACGGUCCAUUGAAUAAAAUAUACCAUCUCAACGAAUAAAAGAGACAAGGUCCUCUAACGAAACCCGUCAACGUUCUGCUCACAAUCUAAGUCCGAGUCGUUCCAUCCGUAAUCCUUUUGCCGGCCGAGCAAUAGUAUAUAAUAAUUUUUGUCCAUUUGAUAUUGUACAGAAUCUAACCCUGCCAUUAGUGCGCUUUUUUUACCUCUGUCGACCACGGCGUUUUUACCAAUCUAGUAUACAAGUCCCUAGCACUCAAUGAUGUCAAUUUACACAUUCGGUUGUCGUGCAGAUAUUAGCUGUUAAUGAAUUUACAAUGCCGCCAUAAUUGAAAUAGAUAACAUCAUUGCAAUCAAGAGUAAACCCGAACUCUAAAAAAUACACGUGUAAUUAACAAUUUUUGUUUUUAUUGUUUAUCUAUAAAACGAAUUGAAGCUUGUAAAAUAUUGUCUUAUAAUAAAGAAAAAAAAAUACAUCAACAGAAUAAAAAUCAUGUUUCCGCUGUAUCAUAAUUAUACAUAAUAUGUAAUACUUUUAUCAUCCGUUUAAUUUUAUGUAUAGUUAUUUUCUUUAGAUUAAUAUAAUAUGUAUAUUAAGACAAUUAAUAUAUUAUAUUUAUGAAUUUAUGAAAAUUGAUAAAUCUAUUUCUAAUCAUUAGAUAAAAUGUCAAUAAUUUUUCCAUAUGUUCGCUCUGACUUUAUGAUAAACUCGGAUUUACUAUAAUAUUAAACGUUAAACAAGUCAUUUUUAGAUAAGUAAAUAAUUAUGUAAAAUUUAAUUUUGCCACGUAAAUAUUGUAUUGUCGGAACGGAUAUAAUAAGUAGAUAUUUAUUGUUCACAUUAAAUCAUAAUAAUAUAAUGUUUUUUUUUAUAUAUAAAUAAUGUUGAUUUAAUGACAUUGUAUUUUGUUGAUUGUAUAAAACAAAGUCAAUCAUAAAAGACGUGCUUCGUAUCGAUAUACGUUUGCGAAAAAUAAACUGUACUUCAGUAUAUAAAUAUUUGCAUUGUUAUAGAAAAAUGUAUACAUUUCCCUUCCCAUUUAUUUUAGUCAGAGUAUGAGCGAGAGCAACGCUAAACAGUUUUUGAUAAAGACAUUUUGAAUAUUAAUGUUGUUUACA